This is a messenger RNA of Onychostoma macrolepis, 2805 nucleotides long. It is a transcript of the gene sh2d4ba, whose product is annotated as SH2 domain containing 4Ba. Gene Ontology annotation, cellular component: cytoplasm. NCBI's taxonomy places the organism in Eukaryota, Metazoa, Chordata, Actinopteri, Cypriniformes, Cyprinidae. Bases 159 to 1508 code for a protein of 449 amino acids. The transcript has 9 exons. The record is from RefSeq and is a predicted model, not a curated record.
GAGCUGCUCCAGAAACUGUUUGAGCAGAAGGUCUGUGAGAAGUGCCCUACUAUAUAUCAUCACAAAUACAACAUCUAUUCUACACAACAAAUAUAACAAAUAUUCUAUACACAAGUUCUCCCAGCGUGCUCCUGGAGAGGAGAUUCUGGCAGUCCAGAAUGAUGCAACAGAUCUUGAGAGACAUGUUUGUCGAUCCAGAGCUUCUGGCUGAACUAAAUGAGGAGCAGAGGCAGAUUCUUUUCUACAAAAUCCGUCAGGAGCAGGUGCGACGAUGGACGGAUCAUGAGAGCCAAGAGGAAAGCUGGGAAAGACCCCUAACCAAGGAGAGAAAUGAAAACAGAAGGAGUGUUCAGUGGCUGCAGGGCAGAGAUGGCGAGGUGUGGGUCUGGGUAAUGGGGGACGCCCCUGGAGACAAACCAUACGAGAUGAUUGUCAAAGAGCUGAUGGAGGACAGAGCCAGGCGACAGGCUCAGCUAGAAGCCCAGGAGCUGUGGCGGAAGAAAGAAGAAGAAAUAAAGCAAAAGUUCAGAGAUGCCAUUGCAAAGGAAAAAGCCCGCUUAGUUGCAGGAAAGUGGAAGGAAGAAGCUGAUGACAGGAAGGCAGCCAAACAGGAGGAGGAACGGAUACAGGAGAAACUAAAGAAACAAGAGGAAGAGGAGAGGCAGAGGGAAGAGGAGGAGAUACGACGUGCAGAGGAAAAAAGGGCGAAGGAGCUAUAUAUGUCCCUUGAGCAAGAACAAAAAAGAAGUGAACAACGUGACAAAGAGUGGGAGGAACAAUUACGUCGCUCCAAAGAAGCUGAUGAGGAGAUGACAAGAAAGGCUCGCUGGGCAAGAGAUGAGUAUAAGCGCCAGUCACUACGGGCCAUAGAGAAAGGCCACGUUGCUGGCCUGAGUGGCCAUUUCCAGAAACAAUCCCACCGGAGACACAGUACUUUCAUUGAACCAUCUGUUAGUCCUGUUUCUAGUAAUGAAGUCCGUCCCAGGCUUGGCCUUCAGCGUGCAGAACCUCCUCUGUACCGGCGCAGACAAAGCCGCAGACAUAGUACAACAGCACUAAUGGACAGCCCUGCAUGGGUGCAAACACCACGGCCCAGUUCCAGGGAGAUGGUUAUUCUCUGGUUCACUGAAGAGCAGAAACCAAAACAAGCGGGACACGAACGGAAUGGCAAUGCUAUCGCACCGUGGUUCCACGGUAUCAUCUCCCGAGAGGACUCGGAGACACUGCUUAUGAAUGCUGCUGAGGGCUCUUUCUUGGUACGGGUCAGUGAGAGGAUAUGGGGCUACACACUGUCCUAUCGCACAGCCGGCGGUUUCAAGCAUUUCCUUAUCGAUGCUUCUGGGGACUAUUACAGCUUUCUGGGUGUGGACCAAAACCGUCAUGCCACCCUUGCUGACCUCAUCGACUUCCACAAGGAGGAAAUCAUCACAACUACAGGGAAAGAGCUGCUGCUGGAUGCCUGCAAGCGGACUGGGCCCUCUGUGGACUUCGGAGGGCUUUUCCCAUGAUUCCUUACACGCUAAAGACUUCAAAGGCAAAUCUCUAUAGGGCAGCUAAUGUAGCAGGGUGUUCACUGCAUUUCAAAGAACAUGGUCAAAAAUAAACAAGACUUCUGGUCCUCAUGUUCUGCCUCCGAGUUACAGUGCCUUAUGAUCAGGCCUCAACGGAAAGACUUUUUUUCUGUGCUAAUUUUUAAGGAAAAUAUGUAGAAUUCUGGUUUUAUACAUUGUGAAUGUGUUAAAUGAUGCAGAUUAUACUACUUAUGUAGAAAUGCGUAGACCUUUGUGACACAGUGUUUUCUGUGCUGAUUUUGAAUGAAAACAUGAAGAAUUCUCAGUUUAUACAUGUAAAAUGUGUUAAAUGAAGCAGAUUAUACACAUUAUAUAGAAAUGUGUAAAACAUUAAAACAUUGCAUUUUCUGUGCUGAUUUUUAAUAAAAAUAUGUAGAAUUCUGGUUUCAAAAUGGUAAAAUGUGUUAAGUGAGGCAGAUUAUACAAAUUAUACAGACGUAUGUACAACUUUUAGGCUUUUUUUUUUUUUUUGCAUUUCCUGGACUGAUUUUUAAGGAAAAUUUGUAGAAUUCUGAUUUUAAACAUGAAGCAGAUUAUACUGAUUAUGUACAAAUGUAUAGACACAAACUAGCCUGAUGUAAAGGAACUGUGCAAUGCAUGGAUCCGGGUUUUUUUGUAGAUGAAAAGCCAUUAGUGAUCAAUUUUCUGCUCUUUUCUGUAAUUAUUUAUUCAAAUGCAUUCAUGUAGUGCAAGCUUAAAUGUAUCUGAAAUAGGAAUUAUUAUUUUCUGUUCUUUAUAACAGGAUGUGAUAUGAAAAGCUGUGUAAAUAAGAACCAGUGUGGACACUGAAACAAUGCAUCCAAAGAAAGUGUGACUAAGGAAGGUCUGAUUUAACAACAACAGGAAAGGACUGUUUCCUCAGUCCAUCCUUUAGUUGUACUGUAGCUUUUUCCAUGAGAGAGAUAGUCGUUCUGUAUCUUCCACUGAGAGAAAUCAGAUCUUCUAUACUUCUGACCCAGCAAAAUAUGUGCACAUCACCCUACAGAGGGUCAAUGGUCUUUUUUAUUUGUUCGCAAUAUGUUCCCACUCCAUCUGCCCUGCCAGAAAAGGCCAUAAUGGGACUUUUUAUUAGGAUGGAUUGUCAAAGGUGUUCAAUCUAAUGUAGAGGUGACCGUGAAAUGGUGAAGUUACCAAGAUCCCAGUUCUGCUUUAUCACCAUUGAGUAAGACACUCCAGGUUUCUCCAGGAUGAUUGUGCUUGUAAUUAGUGUGCUGUAAGUCACUUUGAACUGGAA